Messenger RNA from Oncorhynchus gorbuscha (pink salmon), 802 nucleotides. Its product is annotated as homeobox protein vex1-like. Bases 1 to 774 code for a protein of 257 amino acids. Gene Ontology annotation, biological process: central nervous system development; neuron projection morphogenesis; endocrine pancreas development. Gene Ontology annotation, cellular component: nucleus. Gene Ontology annotation, molecular function: sequence-specific double-stranded DNA binding. The transcript is spliced from 3 exons. The record is from RefSeq and is a predicted model, not a curated record. NCBI's taxonomy places the organism in Eukaryota, Metazoa, Chordata, Actinopteri, Salmoniformes, Salmonidae.
AUGAGGGGACAUUUCUCCAUUGAGUGGCUGGCCCAGAGUAGUCGGGCAUCGGGCAGCACGAGCCCUUCACCUCCCUCCUCUUCCUGGACAUCCGUUGCGGCUGGACCCACCAGCACCUCUGGGACCCACCCUGAGAGCUUGCCUGGGUUCUACUGCCGACCGAGACCUAAGAAUAAAGAGAACCAGACAGAGAACAAGGUGAGGAGAGGACAUGGGCUGAUCCUACGCAGCAAUCCCAGCCUGGCAGGCUCUGAGACAGCUAAGAGGAGUAGCCCCCUCCACAAGCACCAAGGGCGGGCGCUCCCUCUCCCCAACCACCCCCCUGGAUGUCUCUUCUUCGCCCCUACGGGGAGGCGGCCACGUACAGCCUACACAGCGGAGCAGAUCAACAGUCUGGAGAGGGCCUUCAAGAGGAACGCUUACCUGGGAACUCGGGACAAGGUUGAGCUCUGCAAGAAACUCGACCUCUCAGACAAACAGAUCCGUAACUGGUUCCAGAACAGGCGUAUGAGGAUGAAGAGGAUGGUCCAGGACGCUCUUGCCCAAGCGUGCCAGGCUAAAGUAGCCUCUCACCUGCAGCACUACCCCGAGCUACAUGCCUACCACCCCCAUCAUGCAGGAGCAGGCGCUGCCACCCCAUACCUCCACCCACACUACAGCUCAUCCACAGCCCUACCCAGCCUCCCCCUGGACUCUUUCUACCAGUACUCCUGCCUCCCAGGCCUGGUGAUGCCCACUACUGGGGCCUACCAGCCUUACACUCACCAGUAUUAAAACUUUUGGAUGAUAUCUCAAUAGUCUU